UUCGGAUCAGACGUCUCCCCUCAAAGAGGCGGACGAACAUCGUGUCCGAUGUUUAUGGCCAGAGUAAUCUAGAGAGAAUGGCUCUGUGUAUGGUUAAACUGCAGUAUUUGAGUUCUUUGCAUGUUAGUUGGCGAUGAUGAAGUCGAUCAAUAAUGGUUGUUCUGAGAGAAGGCAUGUGCCCUGGGCUGGAAGAAAACAUUGUCCGCGAUUUGCGUGCUGCCAACAUUACCACAGCCAGAUUCCUCUUCUCUUCACAGUGGAGGACUUGGUGGCGUCUGAUAGCGAGGAACUUGCCCAAAAAUGCUCUUUGUCCUACAAGGCGCUGUUGGCCAUCCGGCGAGUGCUACUCGCCCAGCACACCGCCUUCCCGGUCUCUGGAGCGGACCUCUACGAGGAGCUGCUGAGCUCCACGGCCAUCGUCUCCACCAGUAUCCCCAGCCUGGACAAGCUGCUGGAUUCAGGGCUGUACACCGGGGAGAUAACGGAGCUGUCAGGAGGCCCGGGGACCGGCAAGUCUCAGGUAUGUUUUGCGGCGGCCGUGCACACGGCACACCGACUGAAGCAGAGCGUGAUCUACAUAGACACGACGGGGGGGCUGUCUGCCAGCCGGCUGCUGCAAAUGCUGCAAGUCCAAACGGAUCAUGUUGAAGAACAGAUGGAGGCUCUUCAGAGGAUUCGUGUCUUCCGUGUGUUCGACAUCUUCUCCUUACUCGGCUGUCUGCACACUAUCCGGUGUGGUGGCCCUCAACAGGCCUCCCUUGGCGCGGGCUCUGUGAAGGCUGUGAUCGUGGACUCGGUGUCGGCCAUUAUCUCUCCAACAUUGGGAGGCAAACAGAACGAAGGCAUGUCCUUAAUGAUGCAAGUCGCAGGAGCCCUGAAGACCAUCGCUAAGGACUUCAACGUGGCCGUUUUGGUCACCAACCACGUGACGCGAGGAGCUGGAGGGGAGCUCCAGGCCGGUCUGGGUCUGACCUGGAGCCACGUCCCCCGGACCAGACUCCUGCUGGAGCGCUCCCGGGGCCCCGGGCCCCUGCUGGGCAGCACACGCACCGCCACGCUCGUCAAGUCCUCCAGACAGCCGUGUCACAUCAAAGCCCAGUUUGACUUGAACUGGGGGAGCGGGUCUGAAGAGGGGCUGCCGGGAAGAAAGCGAGCACGGGACUCUUCAGAUUCCUGACUGCGUUCCAACGACGGCAUCACCAGGAAGACCAUCCCUUAAAAGUCUGAACAAUGAAGCAUUAUGCAAACAAUCAUUCCAAACUGUAUGUGUGCUUCUUUGUAUGCUUUUGUUUUUCAAGAAGGUGGCACUUUAAUGUCUCUUUAUUUUUUUUUUAGUUGAAAUAAGACUAAUAGGUUGCAGUUGGCCCAGGAAAGCUUCCUCUCAGAUUGUUGUAUUCAGAAGGCGGCAAUGUAAUUAUACCAAUAUUCUGUAAAUAUUCACACUCUCAUGCUGUGGUGUUGAAGCAGGCUUCAGAAUGUGUGGAUUCCUCGAUAUGUAGAGUGUUCUGCUGUAGUAUAUUUUUGGCAUAUUUUAUGUGAUACACUCGCUGUGUGGGCCUGCAAAGUCUUGUCUUUCAGUUGCUUGUAAACCGUUACUCUCAAGAAAGACAAACAUUAAUAGAUUGGUGUUAGUGUAAUUGUUUAUUACCUAUAAAGGCAUUUUGGCUUAUUAUGCAUAUCCAAUACCAGCCAAAAUGUUUUGUAUCGAAUUCAUCUUGUUUCAAACGUAAAAAGACAAAACAAAAAAAAAACUAACAUUUCAAAGUAAUCGGGAUACCUCGAUGGACCAACGUACUCAUAGAUAUUCUAUGAUCUGCUCGAACAAGUCAAUUAUUACUUUCCUUGAUGCAGUUUGUUUUCUGAAAAUAUUUUCUACAAAAUAAAUGUGUUGAUAGUCAAUACCUCA
Gadus morhua (Atlantic cod) is the source of this 1906-nucleotide messenger RNA. RefSeq names its product RAD51 paralog D (gene rad51d). The record is from RefSeq and is a predicted model, not a curated record. Gene Ontology annotation, cellular component: microtubule organizing center; replication fork; Rad51B-Rad51C-Rad51D-XRCC2 complex. The transcript is spliced from 10 exons. The coding region runs from base 134 to 1177 and encodes 347 amino acids. Gene Ontology annotation, biological process: double-strand break repair via homologous recombination; DNA strand invasion; telomere maintenance. Gene Ontology annotation, molecular function: ATP-dependent DNA damage sensor activity; ATP binding; single-stranded DNA binding. NCBI's taxonomy places the organism in Eukaryota, Metazoa, Chordata, Actinopteri, Gadiformes, Gadidae.